GUAAUUUUUUUUUCCUUGUCAAAAAACCAUUAAAAUACAACAUGGCUAAGAAAGCAAAGGCAAGAGUUAUUCUCGUUAAAUUAUUAUCGACUGCUGGUACCGGCUUCAACUACAUUAAGAGUCGUCCCAGAAUCUCUGCAAAAUUGUCCUUGAUGAAAUACGAUCCCAUGGUCAAGCAACAUGUUUUGUUUACCGAGACCAAAAUGAAGAAAUAAGAUAAAAAUCAAACCCUGUACAUAAUUUUUAUUAUUAUUACCACAAACACAAAUUAAACUCGUAUAUGAAAACGGCAACAGAUUAGAUUCCUUUUUUUUUUUUCUAAUAAUAAACCAACAAAAUCAACGACAUGCUAUCUGUGGAGAGGGGAG
This is a messenger RNA of Mucor mucedo, 368 nucleotides long. RefSeq names its product 50S ribosomal protein L33. NCBI's taxonomy places the organism in Eukaryota, Fungi, Mucoromycota, Mucoromycetes, Mucorales, Mucoraceae. Gene Ontology annotation, cellular component: mitochondrion; ribosome. Bases 42 to 215 code for a protein of 57 amino acids. The transcript is spliced from 2 exons. Gene Ontology annotation, molecular function: structural constituent of ribosome. The record is from RefSeq and is a predicted model, not a curated record. Gene Ontology annotation, biological process: translation.